Molecule: messenger RNA, 1094 nt
Organism: Phoenix dactylifera (date palm)
Lineage: Eukaryota; Viridiplantae; Streptophyta; Magnoliopsida; Arecales; Arecaceae
Product: Cwf18 pre-mRNA splicing factor
Cellular component (GO): post-mRNA release spliceosomal complex; U2-type spliceosomal complex
Source: RefSeq, a predicted model, not a curated record
CCUUUUCCCGAACCGACCUGCUUUCCUUCGGCCGCUCGAGACCGCCGUGCCUAAGCACAAAAUUCCCCCUCUCUCUCUCUCUCUCUCUCUCUCUCUCUCUCCCCGUCUCUCGCGACACUGGAAGACGAAAAAAAGAAAAGCGAUGACCACGGAAGAGGAUUCGAUCGAUCAAGCGAGCAGCGCCCGCCGCGAGAGGCUCGAGGCUCUUAGAGCGGCCAAAGAGUAUCUGAGCACGCCGGACGACGGGCCCGAUCAGGAUGAGAGCAAAGGAGAAGGUCCGGUCGAUGGUCAUGGAGACAAGAAAGCCGUGGCUGUUGAAGAAGACUUAAUAGAGCAAGCUGCUGCUGCACGCCGUGAGAGGCUUAAGGCUCUUAGGACAGCAAAAGAGCUUUUAGACAUGCCUGAUGAAGGUUCAGUGCACAGCCACAGCAAUGCAGAAGACUCUGAGGAAAAUGAAGAAGACAAAAUGCCGAAUAUGAAGUUCAGGAACUACCUUCCUCAUGACAAACAGCUUCAAGAAGGUAAGUUGACACCAGCUGUCUUACCCAAGUUUGAAGACCCAGCCGCUGCUGUGCCCCCACCACCUGAGAAAAUUGAGGAUCCUUUCGUAAAUAUUGCUCCAAAGAAGCCUAACUGGGAUCUCCGUAGAGAUGUGCAGAAGAAGCUCGACAAACUUGAAAGGCGCACACAGAAAGCAAUAUACCAGCUCAUGCAAGAACAAGAAAAAGAGAAAGAGGCCCUGGAGGCAGAAAAUGGUGAGGCUGAAGACUAAUGCUGGGGCUUGGAAUUGAUUAGUGACUCAAGUAAUUGGCUGUAGAAUUCUGAAGUUUCAGAGGGAAAGGGGUGGGUGAAAAGGGGCAUUUGCACUGAGUGAUAUGAACCAUAGUAUCUCAUUGAAACUUCUGUACUGGACAAAAACAUCGAUAGCAACAACGAGGCGUUAAUUAGUAUGAGAUGCAGAUUCAGUGUAGUGCCUUACAUAACAGAUGAAAGGAGAACACAAUGUUUUUUGCACCACGUGGCUGAAACUUCCUGGUGUCCUUGGACUCAACUGUAUGGCCAACAUGGCAUAGAAUAAUAGCUUCAUUUAUGAA